This is a messenger RNA of Cladocopium goreaui, 795 nucleotides long. The record is from the annotation of a GenBank genome assembly. NCBI's taxonomy places the organism in Eukaryota, Dinophyceae, Suessiales, Symbiodiniaceae.
AUGAAUUCCCAUGAAUUCCCGGCGUUUUUUUGGCCACGUCCAGGCAUCAUUUUAGCUGUGGGGAACUUCCUGAAUGGCGGCACCAAUCGGGGCCAAGCCGAUGGCUUUGACAUCGAGUCCCUGGCCAAGCUGGAAGGCAUUAAGGAUGCCACUGGCAAAGACAUCAGGCACUUCAUCUUUGAUCUUUUCCUGAAUCGGAUGAAUGAGCAGUCGUCGCAGUUCAUGGAGGAGAUCAUGCCCUGUAUGGUGAACAUGAAUCGGCGAAUCAGCAAGGACUCAGAUGGGGUAGAAAAGCUGGAUAAGUCCGCCAAAAUCGCCUUUGAGGACUUUGACCUCUGUGUCACGGCGCUGCACUCCGACUUCGUUGCAAAACACGAAAUGAUGCAGAUGAUUUUGUCAUACUUCGAAGAUCCUGCAGAUCCCUUCAAGAUGCAAAUGCCAAAGAUCUAUUCAGAAGCCAAAGAGAAACUUGAUGAGUUGUUGUCCUUGAAAGACACUGCGAAGGAGAUUCUGCAAUCUGUGAAAUCUCAACUUGGGGGAUGCUUGACAUGGCUCAUCCCUAUUCGUGUACUGCAGACGGAAGUCCCCAGAAUUCCUGAGCAGGGACAGUUGCUGAAGUGGUUCAAAAUUCAAGCGAUGAAGAGCAACGAGUUCUGCGUGCUGUGGGACAACCUGUUGAUCCCUGCAAAUUUGAUACUCAAUGCCGACAUGAAGAUGAAGAAGGAGUUUAUGCUGCCGGCCUUCUGUCAGAACAAAGCUGUCUCUUCUGCCAGCCCAGCCAGUGUUGCCAUGUAA